Molecule: messenger RNA, 1671 nt
Organism: Guyanagaster necrorhizus
Lineage: Eukaryota; Fungi; Basidiomycota; Agaricomycetes; Agaricales; Physalacriaceae
Product: FAD-binding domain-containing protein
Exons: 16
Coding region: 1-1671 (556 amino acids)
Molecular function (GO): FAD binding; oxidoreductase activity
Source: RefSeq, a predicted model, not a curated record
AUGGUAACGGCAACACUUCCUCAGGAACCCUGGUCGAUUGGCGGUGACAUCCCAUGGAGCUCCUUGAACGCGUCCGUCGGCGGUCGCCUCAUUUCGGGCGCGCCUCUUGCCCAACCUUGCGUUGAAGACGCUACAUCGGCGCUGUGUUCAGAGAUACAACAUGGAUAUCUGGAUGAAGUGUUUCGCUCAAACCGACCGGGCGCUUUCAUCAACGCCCAGUGGGAGAGUUGUCAGGCCACUGGCGAACAGUGCCUCCUCGACUAUACGAAUACGACUAGCACCAGGCCUAUAGGGGCGCCGAAUAAAUGUCAAAUGGGCAGUGUGUCAAAUUAUUAUCUUGAUGUGCAUUCCGCGAGGGACAUCUCAGUUGCUUUUGAAUUCUCGAAAACCCACAAAAUUCCACUUGUAGUAAAGAAUACUGGACACGAUUACAAGGGACGGAGUAGCGCGCCCAAUACUCUCGGAAUCUGGACACAUAAUCUCAAGCAUAUAUCGUAUAAUCAUCAGUUCGUUCCUGAAGGCUGUAAGCAUCCAGAGUCAGCACGUCCAGCAGUGACACUCGGGGCUGGUGUGCAAUGGUACGAGGCCUAUGCCUUCGCGGAAACUAAUAAUAUCACCAUCGUAGGAGGUACAGAUAGAUCUGUGGGGGCGUCCGGUGGUUGGCUGAUGGGCGGCGGUCACAGCAUGCUUUCAAAUACGAUGGGACUAGGCGUCGAUCGCGUGCUUCAGUUCAAGGUCGUCACCCCGGAUGGACGAUACAGAAUUGCCAACGCGUGUCAAAACCAGGACCUUUUCUACGCGCUCCGAGGAGGUGGCGGCGGGACUUUUGGUGUGGUACUCGAAAGCACGGUGUUGGCGUCGCCGCCGGUGAAACUAGAGACGAUCAUCGUAACGUUCGACCCGGCCGCUAAUUCCAGUCUCACCGGAGAACUAUGGACCAUCAUGGCCGAGAAUUCAGUGCGUUGGGCAGAGGAAGGCUGGGGUGGUAUCUCGAACAAGGGAGUUGCCAUUUACAUCAACCCGCGCCUCGACGCCCAAGCAGCUGCUCAGUCCAUGGCUCCGCUGAUCAAAUUUGGUCAGCGACUAGUCGCUCAAAAAGUUCCCGGUGCGAAGACGCUGGUGACGACCUUCCCAACUUGGUCGUCGUUCUUUACCACGUUUUCUAGCCAAUAUGUGGCGCGCGUCGGAAUACCACUAGCGCUGACUUCCCGGCUAAUAAAUAAAUCCAACUUCGAGACGCCGUCGAGCCAGAAAGAGCUGGUGUCGGCGCUUACGGCUGCAAACGAUGCUACAGGCUCGGUGAUAAUACUUAUUUCGGCGCCUUCGUCUCAUCCCGGCGAUGGCCACACCAGCGUAACCGAAGCAUGGAGAGAUAGUUUGUUCCACGUUACGCUGGUUUCAACGUGGAAUUGGGAUACCUCUAUGGAAGCAAAGAAAGGUCAUUAUUCACUGGCCAGCAACGCGAUUGACCAUCUGCGAAAAAUCACUCCUGACGCAGCAUAUGUGAACGAAGCUGACGUAUAUGAACCAAAUCAUGAAGUUGCUUUUUGGGGGACCAACUAUGACAGACUGUUGUCUAUAAAGCACAAGUAUGACCCAGAUAGACUGCUGGAGUGCUGGCAAUGUGUGGGUUGGACACCAUCAUCUCCUAUGUACAAAUGCUACUUGUAG